Messenger RNA from Lepisosteus oculatus (spotted gar), 4386 nucleotides. RefSeq names its product insulin-like growth factor 1 (gene igf1). NCBI's taxonomy places the organism in Eukaryota, Metazoa, Chordata, Actinopteri, Semionotiformes, Lepisosteidae. Gene Ontology annotation, molecular function: insulin-like growth factor receptor binding; hormone activity; growth factor activity. Gene Ontology annotation, cellular component: extracellular region. The record is from RefSeq and is a predicted model, not a curated record. Gene Ontology annotation, biological process: positive regulation of phosphatidylinositol 3-kinase/protein kinase B signal transduction; positive regulation of cell population proliferation; insulin-like growth factor receptor signaling pathway.
GUUUCUCCGCUUGUCACAGAGAGGGAUAAUUUACUGACGUUUCGCCCAACACAAAGCCGCGUUUAUGAAGGAAACUCAGCCGUUUCUUCUGGCUCCCGGAGUCGUACUGUAGGUGCAUGACGUACCGAGGGCUGACAAGGGGAGUGAAGUAUAAGCCUGUUGGGAAGGCACAGUCUCUGACUGACCUGUACAAAAAGGGGGCUGCGCACAAAAGCCACAGACGGAGAAAAACCCGAGCGCUCUCUCCAGCUGUCCCGACCCAGGUCAUAUUGACCUGUACUGAAAAGCCCCGGUGUAAUGUAGUCCAUGGCUUCGCAGUUUAGAAACCCGUGGGGAUGUCUAACAGACAUACAACAGAGUUCUUUCAGUGGCAAUUGUGUGAUGUCUUCAAGUUUGAGAUGUACACUUUAUCCUGUGCCCAUAUACUCUACUUCAUCCUGUGUGUUCUGUGCCUGACUCGGACAGCUGCUGCAGUGCCAGAGACUUUGUGUGGCGCUGAACUUGUGGACACUCUGCAAUUUGUGUGCGGAGAGAGAGGCUUUUACUUCAACAAGCCCACCGGCUACGGCUCCAACACGAGGCGCCCCCACAAUCGCGGCAUCGUGGACGAGUGCUGCUUCCAGAGCUGUGAGCUGUGGAGGCUGGAGAUGUACUGUGCGCCGGUCAAGCCCGGCAAGUCGGCCCGGUCCGUACGAGCUCAGCGCCACACGGACGUGCCCAAGACGCAGAAGAAAAAUGUAUCUGGUAAUAGUCACCCAUCUUGCAAGGAGGUGCAUUUGAAGAACUCAAGCCGAGGCAACAGGAACUACCGGAUGUAGAAGAGCAAAGCCCAGGAGCAUGACAAGGAAUGGGAGAACGAGGGGUGUGGUCAUACAUUGGUCAUGCCAUGCGUACUGUAUGUCAUAGAAAGGAGGAGCAUACGCGCCCUACGAACACAGCAGGCCAAUGUAGCUCCUGGGAACUGAGCGCCAGUUAUCGGUCUGCGUUUCCUGCACUUUCCCCCUGCCUCCCUGUGUCCCAGAUAUAUUUCAGUUCCGGUUGUGUUCUGGCACACUGACGUGACUGGUGUUGGAUAAGCUACGGUUGCUGCAGGUCUGAGCUGGGCGUGACAACCCAGUGUCUUUACUCUUUUGUGUUUGGAUCUGGAAAGCUGUUGGGCAGUGGGCCCUAGACUGUCCUGUUGAGCAACAGUCCUAGAAUAAAACUUGCUCUAUGUAUUUCUGGCUUCUCAAAGGUUAUAUAAUGGACAUCCCGCAGCAGGUUUCUUUUUAUGCAAGAAUACAGGGAGGAAUAGGGGGUUUACAAUGCCAAGCUGUUUAUCACAUUAGACAGUGACUGGAGACAGCCCCUUCAGAGGGCUAUCGAGCAACCUUUGCUUUACACAAUGAAAAUGUAUUUCUCUGUUUAAAAAAAAACGUGGUAGUAACACGGCUUUAUGAAUUCAUCCCCAGAUUGUUUCUGAGAAUACCAAGUGUAUCACAAAAUGUAACAAGAUGUCAAAUGUGUUGAAGGCACAUUUAGAUGCUUUUGUCAUGCAGUGGAUAUAUACAGACAUGACUGGUAAACUGACUUCAUGUGAGGACCACAGCCUAUCUAGAACUGUAAUUGAAUUUUAACAUCCAGCCAGGGGUUCAUGGGUUUGUAAUAAGCUUAAACUCUGAGCAGCUGAAUGCUAUGUUUCUUAAAUAAUGUGAAUGAACAAACAAUGUGUUGGCACCACCUAUGCAUCAAACAACCACAGAGUUUUAGGUAAACUUAAGAUGUCACACCAGUUAUUUUGCUGGCGAAGGAGUUUUCCUUCGAGACAAUUUACUGUAACCUCUCAUGCUGUACCACAGUCCAAAAGAGUCCAUGGACUGUGUUGAAACAAGAGGGGAUAUGUGAAAACAGAAACAGAAUGUCAAGAAAAUUGUUUGUGGCCUGUAUUACCCCUGCUCUAAAGUUGCUUCCGCACUUUGAAGAAAACUGGGUGCAUAAUUUCCCCCCAAGUGCUGGAAAAGAACCCUUUAAUUUAAAUGUCAGAUGUGCACUGCGAAAAUGUGAAAGAGUGCGUUUCUUCUUGGGUCUCUGCUCACUAGGGCCAGCGGACACCAGAACAUUACAGCUGUCUCCCAUACUUGCUGUGUACUCGUUGUAGAGAUCAAAACCAUUUUCCACACCCUUCAAUAAAAGACCCAGAAAACUAACCUUAUCCCACCAGCAGCAUUUAACCCCAAUAUUGACGACUUACAGGCACACCAUUUUGCAGGUAGAAACUGGCUGCAUUUCAUAGGACGAGACUUCAAAACAAAAGGAUUAAAGUUAGCGCUCCAGCACAAUGUUGAAGAACGAGGUUUUUACUGUGCCCAGCGGGAGCCAGUCGAUUAAUGAUUGAGUAAACCUGGCCUGCCUCCUUUAUUUUGUGCAUUUAUGGAGGAAUCUUAGUGCUCUUUUAGGUAUUUCAUCCUAAAAAAACAGGCUUUUCCUGGAAAAAUAUACAAGGCCAUCCCACGUAUCCUAUCAUAAAGCAUGUAUCAUUCUGGAAAAUGCCAGUGGACAAUGUUUUUGCUAAUUUCAAAAUGCCUGUUCUUUGAACCACAGCUUUGGCUAUCGGCUAUAGUUUCCAAGUAUUGUAGUGUUUGCGCAAUCCUCAACAUUGAUAACAGUUUACCUUUCCCACUUUGGGUCGCACACCACAAUGACCAUGAGCGAAGCCGUUACUGCAGGCACAAAGUCUCCUCUCCGAAAACAUCUCACACCCAGAGUAGCUCUGAAGGCCAGGGGUCAGUGAAACCUGAGCGUGUCGAGGAGAACAGUUGCCAAGCGGUGAAGGUUUUCACAAAAGUGUUCCCAACACAUGUAAUGUUCGGUAACCUCACACAGACCUUUUCCUUCAGGUAAUAAAUGCUUUUUGUAUCUGUGUAUAAUCAAUCAUAUUCCAUAUAUGUUAUUUUAUGCAUUGUUCUACUAUCAUUGUACAUGUAUAGCAAACCAUAUUAAGAAAUCUUAUCCACUGUAUAAUGGUGCUAUUUUGUAGUUUGUUACUUGCAAGGGUUGACUAAACCAGUAAAAAGCAAAACUAACAAGAUAGAAGUCUUCCCUUUUGCACAGGCUUAUGGCCACAGUUUUUAAUAGUUUUUUUAUUAUUAUUAUUUGUAAGCUAUUUCAAUGAGUUAGGAGUGUAAAUGAGCAAAAGUAUUUGUGUGAAAUCUGUGAAUGCAUGGAAAAAACGUCUCUUGAUGUGAUCCCAAGUUUCUAUUUUUUCUACUGUUUUUUAAUUAUUCAGUAUUAAUCCCGAUGCCAAAUGACUUGAUCAAAAGCACUGUGAAACUGUAACCUUCCAUUAUUGCUAAGGUGUUGAAAUUCAGUGUUAUCCUGUUUGCCUGUCCUAAAAUGUGUACUGCAUUAUUCAUCGAUGAUGAUGUUUCAGCCAGGGCUUUACACUCAUGUAUGCUGUGCGCAGUAUUGAAGUACCGUAUUUUAGGAAUGACAAGCUCAAUAUUUCUCAACCUUUCCAGCCAUGCUUAUUUGCUUAUGUAAAUACAUUUGUGUUCAUUUUAUCUACGUUCCCAGAAUAAAAUCAUCCCACCUCAGCAUCAAAUAGCAACCGUACAGUUCUGCCAUGAGGUUGGAAUUAAGUUAAAACCAAAGAGCGUAUUACAUUCCAAAAUAACAAGGAUUAAAAAAAAUAGAUUGUUAGAAAUACUUCACUGCUAGUGUUAUCUGUGCUUCCCAAGAGCUCCUCUAAUGCAAACAACCUGUCAGCUCUGUAUAUUAGUGAUACAUUUGCAAAAGAAGUCCCAUUUGCAAAGACAAGCCGGAUUCAGAUGUGGCCUAGAAUCCUCUCAUCAGAUGCUCUAAAACAAAUAUGAAAACUCAUUGCCCUGUGUCUUUAUAUUGCUGUGUUUGGCUGAUGCCUUUUCCCAAAGUGACUUACAGCUGUGCCUGUUUACACUGCUGGGUAUUUUCCUGGAGCUGUUCCAGUGAAGAACCUUGUUCAAGGGUGCAGCAGCAGUGUCUCACCUGGGAUUUGAACCAGCAACCUUCUACAAACCCAACCACUGCUUCUCUAAGUUAUGUAACAUACUACAAACAUUAUUCAUAUUUUUCAGCGCCAAGCACAUAACUGUCACAUGAAGAGGUCCAGUCUCGUACUUCUUCAUUUUCGCUAAGCCUUGCAGAUGGCUGAAUGCUGGAAGAAGAAUGGACAUGGUUACUGGGAUACGUGGUGCCAUUGACAUGGUUACUGGGAUACGUGGUACCAUUGACGUGGUUACUGGGAUACAGUACCUCCUCUAAGGGGAAAUGCCCAAACAGGAAAGUACUUCUCAUUUAUUGACAGAUACCAUUUAAGAAAUCAAUGUAAAUCUGUCCAGAAAAAUAAAUAAAAAUUGUCCAUUCGUCUGA